GGCCGGGGAGCUGGCGGCGGGGGCGCGCGGGGGCCCGGGCCGCGUGGGCGCCGGGAUGGAGGGCGCCGAGGGGCGGGGAGCGGGCGUGCGUGUGUGCGAGUGCGAGGGAGGCCGGCCUUUAGUGUAACCGGAGCUACAAAGAAGGGGAGAGUCCGGGAGAGGGAGGGAGGAGCGGCGGCGGCGGCGGCGGGGGGCAGCUCCGCCAGCCGGCCCCUUCCCCCCGCGCCCGCGCCCACCCGGAAUGAUGAAGAAGAACAAUUCCGCCAAGAGGGGGCUUCAGGAUGGCAACCAUCCGUCCGCACCGCCUGAGAAGGUCGGCUGGGUCCGGAAAUUCUGCGGGAAAGGGAUUUUCAGGGAGAUCUGGAAAAACCGUUAUGUGGUGCUGAAGGGGGACCAGCUGUACGUCUCUGACAAGGAGGUAAAAGAUGAGAAAAAUAUUCAAGAGGUGUUUGACCUGAGCGACUACGAGAAGUGUGAAGAGCUCCGGAAAUCCAAGAGCAGGAGCAAGAAAAACCAUAGCAAGUUUACUCUUGCCCACUCCAAACAGCCUGGCAACACGGCUCCCAACCUGAUCUUCCUGGCCGUGAGUCCAGAAGAGAAGGAAUCCUGGAUCAGUGCCCUCAACUCAGCCAUCACGCGAGCCAAGAACCGCAUCUUGGAUGAGGUCACCGUUGAGGAGGACAGCUAUCUCGCCCACCCCACUCGAGACAGGGCAAAAAUCCAACACUCCCGCCGCCCCCCGACUCGGGGACACCUGAUGGCCGUGGCUUCCACCUCUACCUCGGAUGGGAUGCUGACCUUGGACCUGAUCCAGGAGGAAGACCCCUCCCCCGAGGAGCCAAACUCUUGUGCCGAGAGCUUCCGGGUGGACCUGGACAAGUCCGUGGCCCAGCUGGCAGGCGGCCGGCGGAGAGCAGACUCAGACCAUAUCCAGCCCUCCUCGGACCGAGCCAGCGGCCUUCCCCGAUCUUGGGAAAAGCCAGACAAAGGGGCCACGUACACCCCACAGGCCCCAAAGAAGUUGACCACCACAGAGAAAGGCCGCUGUGCCUCCCUGGAGGAGAUCCUGUCCCAGCGGGACCCUGCCCCAGCCCGCACCCUCCAGCUGCGGCCCGAAGACCCCCCAUCGCUCCUUCCCCCACACCCGGGCCAGCUGUCCCGGAUCCAGGACCUGGUAGCGAGGAAACUGGAGAAGACUCAGGAGCUGCUGGCAGAGGUUCAGGGACUGGGCGAUGGGAAGCGAAAGGCCAAGGACCCCCCUCGGUCUCCGGAUUCCGAGUCGGAGCAGCUGCUGCUGGAGACAGAGCGGCUGCUGGGAGAGGCGUCGUCAAACUGGAGCCAGGCGAAGCGGGUGCUACAGGAAGUCAGGGAGCUGAGGGACCUGUACAGACAGAUGGACCUGCAGACCCCCGACUCCCACCUCAGACCCGCCCCUCAGCACAGUCAGUACCGGAAGAGCCUGAUGUGAAGGAAGGGGUCAGCGGCUGGGACUUGGGGGCGUGGGGUACACAGACUCUUAUCAACAGGUGUUGCGCAGGAUAAAGCUUUUUUAUUUACCUCAGUCAAAAAAAGGAAAAAAAAACACACA
Messenger RNA from Lutra lutra (Eurasian river otter), 1588 nucleotides. It is a transcript of the gene PLEKHO1, whose product is annotated as pleckstrin homology domain containing O1. The transcript has 6 exons. Gene Ontology annotation, cellular component: muscle cell projection membrane; ruffle membrane. The record is from RefSeq and is a predicted model, not a curated record. Bases 242 to 1468 code for a protein of 408 amino acids. Gene Ontology annotation, biological process: regulation of myoblast fusion. NCBI's taxonomy places the organism in Eukaryota, Metazoa, Chordata, Mammalia, Carnivora, Mustelidae.